AUGGUCAUGAUGGCUUACACGGGAACACCGAAUGAUCAACAACGUACCCGAUAUCUUGAAGAUAGAGUUGCCGAUCCAAGAUCGAAUAUUUCUGUUGACAGUUUAUUUGAUUCCAUAACAGCAUUAAUCUAUGAUUCAGAAGGAUUAAAGAAGACAAAAAAUUUUGAAAGUUUUUAUACAAAGUAUAAAGCAUGUGCAUCAGAUAUAAAAGAGAAACGAGUGAAUUUAGAUGAUUUUUCUAUGCUCAAAGUUAUUGGACGAGGAGCCUUUGGAGAAGUGCAUCUUGUGCGGAAAAAAACAUCUGGACAAGUUUAUGCAAUGAAAACAUUGAGUAAAUUCGAAAUGCUUAAGCGUUCAGAUAGUGCCUUUUUCUGGGAAGAACGAAACAUAAUGGCGUUUUCAAACAGUGAUUGGAUCGUACGGUUGUAUUUUGCAUUUCAAGAUGCUAAGAAUCUUUAUAUGAUUAUGGAUUUUAUGCCUGGUGGAGAUCUCAUUACGUUGUUAACACGACAUGAUAUUAAUGAAAAUUCAGCAAGAUUUUAUUGUGCCGAAGUUGUAUUGGCACUUGACGCUAUACAUUCAUUAGGCUAUAUUCACAGAGAUGUUAAACCAGACAAUAUGUUACUUGACUGUCGUGGACAUUUAAAAUUGGCUGAUUUUGGUACAUGUGUUAAAAUGGAUAAAGAUGGAUUGGUAAGAUCCGAUACUGCUGUUGGAACACCUGAUUAUAUUUCUCCAGAAAUAUUAAAAUCGCAGAGUACAACGGGGGUGUAUGGUCGCGAGGUCGAUUGGUGGUCUGUUGGAGUAUUUUUAUAUGAAAUGCUUGUUGGUGAAACACCAUUUUAUGCCGAGUCUUUAGUUGGCACAUAUCAUAAAAUAAUGAAUCAUCGUGAAAAUCUAUUAUUUCCCGAAGAAGCUGACCUAUCAGGUGAAGCAAAAAGUCUUAUUUGUGCGUUUCUAACGGACAGAUCAACUCGUUUGGGGAAAAAUGGUGUUGCGGAAAUAAAAGCACAUAUGUUUUUUACUGAAGCCGAAUGGACAUGGGAAACAAUAAAAACAGCUUCUGUUCCAAUUGUACCUCCGUUGACGAAUGAAGAAGAUACGAGUAAUUUUGAUGAAAUAGAUAAAAAUGAUGCACCCACCGAAGAAUCAUUUUCUGUUUCUAAAAUUUUUGCUGGAAAUCAGUUGCCAUUUGUUGGCUUUUCAUUCUCAAAUGACCAACAGCCAUUCAUAGAGAGACGAAAUACAAAACUUGAUUACAAUAGUGCAGAAUUUGAACAGAAGCUUCAGGAAAGCGAACGUAUCAGAAUUGAACUAGAGACUAGACUAAGACGUGUGCAUGAUGAUAUGAAUGCUAAAUGUCAAGAUGAAAAAGUACUAAACACAAAGAUAUAUGAAUUGGAAAGAAAAAAUGUUGUACUUCAAACAGAAAAUAAAGAAGCUCAACGAAAAUAUGAAAUGGAAAUUGAAAAUCGUCGCUCAUUCGAAAUUAGGUUAGAUGAAUUACAACGUUUACUUGAAAAUGAACGUUAUGGAAAAAAUCAAAUGGUGAAUACAAAUCGUGAAUGGACGGAAAGAAUCACGAAUCUAGAGAGACAGCUAAACGAAUCUAAUGAAAAAUUACGAACGGAAAUUGAUAUCGGUAUUCGUUUGAAAAAACAAAAUCAAGACUUACAAAAAAGUUAUUCACAAAUUGAACGUACACAAACGGAUCUACAUGAUAAAUAUCAAGAAUUAAUUGCAAUUAAAUUAAAACUUGAAAAAGAUACCAUAGCUCAACAAACUAUAAUUGAGCAAGAAAAAAAUGCAAAAUAUAUGGUACUUGAUAAGAUACAUGAGCUCGAAGAAAAAUGUAAUACAAUGACAAUUGAAAUUGGAAAAUAUAAAGAAAAAGAUUCAUCACAUAUGACACAAAUAGAUGAACUUCGACAAACAACAGCUAUAGUUGAACGAGAAAAAUUUAAUUUACAAUUUGAAAUGGAGACAAUGAGAACUAAACUAGUCCAAGAAGAAACAGCUCAUAAAAAACUUCAAGAACAGUUAAUUGUAGAAAAAUUAAAACGUGCUGUAACACAUACUGAUGACGGUAGUCAUGAAACAAUUAAAGAACUCGAAAAGAAAUUAGAAUUUGAACGUUUAUCUGUCAAGAAUAUAACCGAAGAUUUAAUUCAAACUCAGAAAAAUUUACGUAUGUUAGAAAUUGAUUAUAAACAAAUAUUUCAAAAUUAUACUCAAUUAACAAAUGAUUAUCAAAUAUCAAAAAACUCAUACGAUCAAUUGUAUGACCAAAAUCAAACCGAUCAACAACGACGACAACAAUAUGAUAAAGACUUGAAACAAAUGCAACAAAAUUUACAAUUAUCUGGUAAUAAGGAGAAACAAUAUCAGUCCGAAAUAAUACAAAUGAGAAAAGAAAAUGAAUGGUUAUUAGCGGAACAAAAACGAACGUGUGAUGAAUAUGACCUGAUGAAAAAUAAACUACUUGAUUACGAAGAACAAUUUGAAGUCGAAAGUAAAUUUGCCGUAUUAUAUCGUACGCAAAUGAACGAAUUAAAAGAUGAAAUCAAUGAAAUAAACGAUAAAUAUAAUCAUAUUUAUCAUGAAAAGAAACAUAUUGAAGAAGAGAGAGAUAAUUUAUUAAAACAACUCGAAUUAACAAAUGUUAAGUUGAAAACUGAAAGUUUAAAUCUAAACUUACUUCAAGAACAAUGUGCUGAAUUUGAAAAAGAGAAAAAUAUCAUGAUUAUUGAAGUGGAAGCACUUCAUAAAGAUUUCAACGCCAGAUUAGGUGUACUUGAUUCAGAAAUUAAUACGUUUCGUGACAUGUACAAUAAAGGACAACAUGAACUAGAUCAAUGCAUUAAAGAUCGAGACAAUCUAAAUUCAAAGUUUAAAAAUGCUCUUGAUCAAAUGCACGAUUUAGAACAUCAAGUAACAGAAUGGAAGAAAAAAGUUCAAGAUGAAAAGACAAAAACGGAAGCUGCUGUAAAAAAAUUACAAGAAAUUGUCACGAAUCCCCUGCAGAAAAAUCCAUUUUUAUCAAAUCCGAAAGCUGGUCGUCGACAAGAUCGUGAUCACAAUGAGCGAAAUCAUGCUAGGCGUCUUGAACAAGAAAUGCAAGCAGAACGUUACAAAUAUAAAAAAUUACAAAAUGAAAAAGAAGAAGAAAUAUCUCAAUUGAAUGAUGAUAUAACAAAAUUGAAACGUGAAUUAGAGUUAAGACGUGAUGAUGUUGAAAAAUUAAGAAAACAAUUAGAAUUACGUGGAAGUAUUGAUAAUGUGUCAUUGACAAGUGAAGAAUUAGAAGAUGAAACAAAAGAUCGAUUGGAAAGUUGGGUACAAAUACCAACAAGAAAUAUUCGUCGUGGAGGUUGGAAACGCCAAUUUGCUGUUAUUGCCAAAAAUAAAUUGUUAUUGUAUAAUUCCGAAAGAGAUCAACAAGCUGCACUUUCAAUUGAUAUGGAAAAAUUGUAUCAUGUACGCGCUGUUACACAAGGUGAUGUUAUUCGCGUUGAUGCAACUCUUAUUCCAAAGAUAUUUCAAGUACUUUAUGAUAGUGAAGGACAGACAGUUGUUAAUUCGAUGACUACAUCAAGCUUGAAUGCACCGGCACAAGAUCAGAUUCGCGGUGGAAGUGGUGAAAAUAUUGAAUAUAAAGGACAUAAUUUUGUUGUUGUUGCCUAUCGUAUGCCGACGAACUGUGAAACAUGUAAUCGUCCAUGUUAUCAUUUAAUUAGUCCACCACCUUGUCUAGAAUGUACAAGAUGUCACGUUCGUUGUCAUAAACAACAUUAUGAUGAUAAAGAAGAAUUUAUUCAACCUUGUCGAGUGAAUGACAAAUUAUCCGUAAAAGAACUUUUAGUUAUGUGUUCAACUGAAGGUGAACAAAAAUUAUGGAUAACAAAAUUAAGUAGAAAAAUACCUCGUCGUGGAAUCUCUUCACAUGAUCAAUCAGGUUCUUCAAGGACAAGUUCAACAUCAUUUCGUUCACCUAAUGCAAGUAUCAGUUCCUCAGCUUCAAAUCUAUUUAAUCAGUCUGGUCAGUCAUCCAAACAAAAAUCAUCAACAUUGCCUGCCCGUCCCAAAUAA
Didymodactylos carnosus is the source of this 4089-nucleotide messenger RNA. NCBI's taxonomy places the organism in Eukaryota, Metazoa, Rotifera, Eurotatoria, Philodinida, Philodinidae. The record is from the annotation of a GenBank genome assembly.